Molecule: messenger RNA, 2560 nt
Organism: Sciurus carolinensis (gray squirrel)
Lineage: Eukaryota; Metazoa; Chordata; Mammalia; Rodentia; Sciuridae
Gene: Cnr2
Product: cannabinoid receptor 2
Exons: 2
Coding region: 180-1259 (359 amino acids)
Biological process (GO): cannabinoid signaling pathway
Cellular component (GO): membrane
Molecular function (GO): cannabinoid receptor activity
Source: RefSeq, a predicted model, not a curated record
AUCCACUCAUCUGUGAGAAAGUGCAAAAGCAAGAAAAACCUGGCUGGGGGCAGCAGCUCAACAGGACCUCUGAGCAGGACCAGGACUUUGGAGUGGGCAAAAACCAGCGGGGACAGACCCCACAAGCUCCCAGGGUCCAGCCUCCAGCAAACCAAAGCCCUCCGGACCAGCCCAGACUCAUGGAGGUGUGCCUGGAGCGAGCAGUCAACGGCUCAAAGCAGGGCUUGAAUUCCAACCCCAUGGAGGCUUACAUGGUCCUCAACCAUCCUCAGCAGGCAGCAGUCACGGUGCUGUGCACCCUGCUGGGCCUGCUGAGUGCCCUGGAGAACUUGACUGUGCUUUAUCUGAUCCUGUCUUCCCACCGGCUCCGCAGGAGGCCCUCUUACCUGUUUAUUGGCAGCUUGUCCAUAGCUGACCUCCUGGCCAGUGUGAUCUUUGCCUGCAACUUUGUCAGUUUCCAUGUCUUCCACAACAUGGAUUCAGAGGUCAUCUUCCUGCUGAAGAUUGGCAGUGUGACCCUGACCUUCACAGCCUCGGUGGGCAGCCUGCUGCUGACCGCCAUUGACCGCUACCUCUGUCUGCGCUACCCACCCACAUACAAAGCUCUCCUCACCCGGGGGAGGGCCCUGGCGACCCUGGGCCUCAUGUGGGUCUUGUCAGCCCUGAUCUCCUACCUGCCGCUCAUGGGAUGGACCUGCUGUCCCAGUCCCUGCUCUCAGCUGUUCCCAUUGAUUCCUGACAACUAUCUGCUGGGGUGGCUCCUGUACGUUGCCCUUCUCUUCUCUGGCAUUGUCUACACGUACGGGCACGUCCUCUGGAAGGCCUAUCAGCAUGUAGCCAGCUUGACUGAGCACCAGGACAGACAGGGGCCAGGAAUGAUCCGCAUGAGGCUGGACGUGAGGUUGGCCAAGACCCUGGGGCUGCUGCUGGCUGUGUUGUUCAUGUGCUGGUUCCCCGUACUGGCCCUCCUGGUCUACAGCCUGGCUGCCACGUUGAGUGACCAGGUCAAGAAGGCCUUUGCCUUCUGCUCUUUGUUGUGCCUGCUCAACUCCAUGGUCAACCCUGUCAUCUACGCCCUGAGGAGCAGAGAGAUCCGCUCCUCUGCCCAGCAUAGCCUGAACCGCUGGAAGAGCUACCUGAGGGACCUUGGGCCUGAGGGAAGGGAAGAAGUCCCAAAGUCCUCGGUCACCGAGACAGAGGCUGAUGCGAAAAUCACCUCGGGACCAGAGGUCAGAGGUCCAGUCUGCUCGGGUCACUGAGGAGGCCUCGUCCCGAUUUUAACUCAAGUCAGAAAUCCUCUUGCUCCCUAGACGAGAGCGGUUCUGGCCCUCUCGACUUCGUAAACGAGCCCCAGAACUUGGACGCUGAGCCCUUUGUGCUGAGGUGUGCUGCCACUGUCUCUGGGGGCGGCCUGGCCGUGUCCACCUGCACAAGGCUGGGGCCUUUGACAAGCAACAAAGCGAAACAAGGACACAGGGCCUGGGACAGGCCAGGAAAACCUUCCCAGCCAGUGGCUUAGUGCCUGCAUCCCGAGACCCAGGAGGGAGCAUCAGGCUGGCGAUGAGGGACUCAGAGGAACUGUGAGGAGCAGGGGGACUGUGCUCCCGGGGCCUGGGGUAUCAGAUGGGACGGCCAGGGCUCGUGGCUAACUGACGGUCAGAGCCUCCUCGCUUCUGGAACCAUGAAAUGCCCCUCAGUCAGGUCCCCCUUUCCUGCUGAGGCUCAGGAACUGUGAGUCGAUGAGGAUCAAGGGGGUUGACCCACUUCCCAGAGACAAAUGACAAGACUUCAGUUCAGGGCACCUUGUCGGGGUAAGGACCCUCCUGAUGCCCUGACAAUCCCUCUUAGGUCCCCGGGUGAUGAGAGGUGCUAGACACACGGACUCUUCCAAAAGCCAUAUUGACCCUGUGACAUCCAGUUGGUGCUACAGGGAGCAAGCAGUGUUCCAGACGAACCCAGCUCUAGGAAGAAGGAAGCUAGUCACAGACUCUAGUCCCCAGAGCAUUCUCAGUCCCCUCAGUCCGGCCCCUUUGCCUCCACCACACACCUAGAAUGCAGAGCGAGUGGAGGGAGGGAAAUUCCCUACUCUGUGCCGGGCAGGGGGCAGACAUUCCAGUCCCUUAACCCCCGCAAGAACAGGCCCACGCUUAGGAAGAUCUGCACGGACCUAGGCUCCACGAAUCAGUGGGGCUGGCUUCCCAGCAGGAGGCCAGGGAAGUUGCUGUCGGCGGGAAGGAUCGCAGAGGAAUUCAGACACAGUCCUUUGGGACCACAGAUGCAAUAAAAGGAACCAUAUUGACUACCCAUGUUUUCAUUCAAUAGUCGCGGGACAACGUGUUCCCCAAAGAAAGCCAGCGAACUAUCGAAAGGAGACACAGUGCACGACACCGGCAAGGUGAUGGGGUAGGUGUUGAUGGAGGUGACCUCAAGUAGGCUAGACCUACUGCGUGUUCAGGUCAUACCACGGCUAUGUGCCAGCCCUGUGCCUGGGCUUUGGCAUGCCUUAUUUCACUUAGUUUGCAUGAUAACCUGACCAACAGGACCUUGCAGCCUCAGAAAG